GGCAGCAAGUUUCUCUUUUUCUUUGUUCUUUUGCUCAGCACUAGAGCCUUGAAGAAGGGAAAAAAGAAGUAUGGACUAAUGGAAUAAACAUAAAAAAGAGAAAAAAAAGAAGAAGAAAAUUCUUCAGACAACAAAAACAGCUGUUUUCCCUUCACUACUUUUUUUUCCCCUAUCUCUAUAUAAUUGCAAGAAUAGAAUAAAGUUUGCAACUUGAUUAAAAAAUAGGAAUAAUAAGGUGUGGGGGUAGGGAGGAAGUUAGUUCAUUAGUUCAGUGCCUUGUAAAGGCACAAUCUUGAUUUGUUGACAAAUAUGGGUUCUUGGAUGGCAAUGUUGCUGAUGUUGUUAUUGUGUUUAUGGGUUUCUUGUGGAAUUGCUUCUAUUUCAUAUGACCAUAAAGCUAUCAUUGUAAAUGGACAAAGAAAAAUUCUCAUUUCUGGAUCCAUUCACUACCCUAGAAGCACCCCUGAGAUGUGGCCAGAUCUUAUUCAGAAGGCAAAAGAAGGGGGAGUUGAUGUUAUACAGACUUAUGUUUUCUGGAAUGGGCAUGAGCCUGAAGAAGGGAAAUAUUAUUUUGAAGAGAGGUAUGAUUUAGUGAAGUUCAUUAAAGUGGUGCAAGAAGCAGGACUUUAUGUGCAUCUUAGGAUUGGACCUUAUGCAUGUGCUGAAUGGAAUUUUGGGGGUUUUCCUGUUUGGCUGAAGUAUGUUCCAGGCAUUAGUUUCAGAACAAACAAUGAGCCAUUCAAGGCUGCAAUGCAAAAGUUCACUACUAAGAUUGUUGAUAUGAUGAAAGCAGAAAAGCUCUAUGAAACUCAGGGUGGUCCAAUUAUUCUAUCUCAGAUAGAAAAUGAAUAUGGACCUAUGGAGUGGGAACUAGGUGAACCUGGUAAACUUUACUCAGAAUGGGCAGCCAAAAUGGCUGUGGAUCUUGGCACUGGUGUCCCAUGGAUCAUGUGCAAGCAAGAUGAUGUCCCUGAUCCUAUUAUUAAUACUUGCAAUGGUUUCUACUGUGACUACUUCACACCAAAUAAGGCUAAUAAACCCAAGAUGUGGACUGAAGCCUGGACAGCCUGGUUUACCGAAUUUGGAGGUCCAGUUCCUUACCGUCCUGCAGAGGAUAUGGCAUUUGCUGUCGCAAGAUUUAUACAAACGGGAGGCUCCUUCAUCAAUUACUAUAUGUAUCAUGGAGGAACAAACUUUGGAAGGACUUCUGGUGGCCCAUUUAUUGCUACUAGUUAUGAUUAUGAUGCACCCCUAGAUGAAUUUGGGUCAUUACGGCAGCCUAAAUGGGGUCAUCUGAAAGAUCUACAUAGAGCAAUAAAGCUCUGUGAGCCAGCUUUAGUAUCUGCAGAUCCAACUGUGACAUCCUUAGGAAACUAUCAAGAGGCACGUGUUUUUAAGUCGGAGUCUGGGGCCUGUGCUGCCUUCCUAGCAAAUUACAACCAGCACUCUUUUGCUAAAGUGGCAUUUGGGAACAUGCAUUAUAACUUGCCACCCUGGUCUAUCAGCAUUCUUCCCGACUGCAAGAACACUGUCUAUAAUACUGCAAGGGUUGGUGCUCAAAGUGCUCAGAUGAAGAUGACUCCAGUCAGUAGAGGAUUCUCAUGGGAGUCAUUCAAUGAAGACGCAGCAUCGCAUGAAGACGAUACUUUCACAGUUGUUGGGUUAUUGGAGCAGAUAAAUAUCACAAGAGAUGUAUCUGAUUACUUGUGGUAUAUGACUGACAUUGAGAUUGAUCCAACAGAAGGAUUUUUGAAUAGUGGAAAUUGGCCUUGGCUUACUGUCUUCUCUGCUGGCCAUGCAUUGCAUGUAUUCGUGAAUGGUCAAUUAGCAGGAACUGUGUACGGAAGUUUAGAGAACCCAAAACUAACUUUCAGCAACGGUAUAAAUCUGAGAGCUGGUGUGAACAAGAUUUCUCUGCUAAGCAUUGCUGUUGGUCUUCCGAACGUUGGCCCUCAUUUUGAGACAUGGAAUGCUGGUGUUCUUGGACCAGUUUCACUUAAUGGACUUAAUGAGGGAACAAGAGAUUUAACAUGGCAGAAAUGGUUCUACAAGGUUGGUCUAAAAGGAGAAGCCCUGAGUCUUCAUUCACUCAGUGGUAGCCCAUCCGUGGAGUGGGUGGAAGGCUCUUUAGUGGCUCAGAAGCAGCCACUCAGUUGGUAUAAGCAACAUGGAUCAUAUCAAGAAUUCAAAUUUCUUUGCCUUCAGAAGACCCGAGGAGAAGCCUACUUAAUCCCUUUGCUGUGUUUACAGACUACAUUCAAUGCUCCAGAUGGAAAUGAACCUUUGGCUUUAGAUAUGAAUACCAUGGGCAAAGGUCAAGUAUGGAUAAAUGGUCAGAGCCUCGGACGCCACUGGCCUGCAUAUAAAUCAUCUGGAAGUUGUAGUGUCUGUAACUAUACUGGCUGGUUUGAUGAGAAAAAGUGCCUAACUAACUGUGGUGAGGGCUCACAAAGAUGGUACCACGUACCCCGGUCUUGGCUGUAUCCUACUGGAAAUUUGUUAGUUGUAUUCGAGGAAUGGGGAGGAGAUCCUUAUGGAAUCACUUUAGUCAAAAGAGAAAUAGGGAGUGUUUGUGCUGAUAUAUAUGAGUGGCAACCACAGUUAUUGAAUUGGCAGAGGCUAGUAUCUGGUAAGUUUGACAGACCUCUCAGACCUAAAGCCCAUCUUAAGUGUGCACCUGGUCAGAAGAUUUCUUCAAUCAAAUUUGCAAGCUUUGGAACACCAGAGGGAGUUUGUGGGAACUUCCAGCAGGGAAGCUGCCAUGCUCCGCGCUCAUAUGAUGCUUUCAAAAAGAAUUGUGUUGGGAAAGAGUCUUGCUCAGUACAGGUAACACCAGAGAAUUUUGGAGGUGAUCCAUGUCGAAACGUUCUAAAGAAACUCUCAGUGGAAGCCAUUUGUAGUUGAUGAUCCUGAGUAUACAAGUGAAAAAAUACUUAAACCACUCAUAUAAACAUUUUUCGAACAAGCUACUAGACAUCCAUUAACCCACACUACCAUUUUUUGGCUUUGCUGGGGUUGAAGUUGUACAGUUAAGCAACACACCUCUUUGAUCAAAGCUCACCUGAUUAUGAAGAUGAUUGACGAAAGAUUCUGUACAUGUGAGGUUUCGUCUAAUUACACAUCCAGAUAUGAUUCUUGAUGAAUCGAUGUGCAAAUUUUGUUUGUGUUAGGGUGAGAGAGACUUGAAAAGCAUUUUGCUUUCAUGAUGUUCAACAUUAUACAAUCAUAAUGUAUGUAAGUAAGCAAUAAUUCAUUGCUUUGCACAUUGAGAAAUGCUUUUUACUAUGUUGCAGUACCAUCAAGCUCUUUCAAUUA
Molecule: messenger RNA, 3315 nt
Organism: Solanum pennellii
Lineage: Eukaryota; Viridiplantae; Streptophyta; Magnoliopsida; Solanales; Solanaceae
Product: beta-galactosidase
Exons: 19
Coding region: 310-2904 (864 amino acids)
Biological process (GO): carbohydrate metabolic process
Cellular component (GO): cell wall; vacuole
Molecular function (GO): carbohydrate binding; beta-galactosidase activity
Source: RefSeq, a predicted model, not a curated record